AUGAAUUUCACUGGUACGGAUUUAUAUUAUGCUAAAAAAAUUCAAUCUGAAAACAAAACUUGGGCUUGGUGGUUAAAUAAUCUUGGAACAUUAGUUGUCUUCGUCAUUGGUUUUUGUGGUAAUAUAUUAUGUUUAGUAGUUUUAUGUCGUCGACGUUUAAGACGAAAUUCUUACACUCAAUAUUUGAUUGCUUUAGCUAUUGUAGAUACUGGAGCUAUUUUUUCUGAAGGCAUGUAA
Molecule: messenger RNA, 237 nt
Organism: Rotaria sp. Silwood2
Lineage: Eukaryota; Metazoa; Rotifera; Eurotatoria; Philodinida; Philodinidae
Source: the annotation of a GenBank genome assembly